This is a messenger RNA of Pezoporus flaviventris, 2221 nucleotides long. RefSeq names its product pituitary tumor-transforming gene 1 protein-interacting protein-like. The record is from RefSeq and is a predicted model, not a curated record. Lineage: Eukaryota; Metazoa; Chordata; Aves; Psittaciformes; Psittacidae. Bases 19 to 573 code for a protein of 184 amino acids. Gene Ontology annotation, cellular component: cytoplasm; nucleus. The transcript is spliced from 7 exons. Gene Ontology annotation, biological process: protein import into nucleus.
GCCGAACUGUGGUGGGUGAUGGAGGAGCGGCGGCGGUUGCUGCCGUUGUGGCUCCAGAGCUUGGCGUUGUUUUGGGGCCGAGCCAGCAUAGGGCUGGCGCAGCUCAGCACCACGGCUCCGCCAGCACCGGCACAGGCAUGUUCAGAGUUUUCCCAGAAGUCCUGUGAAGAAUGUUUAAAAAAUGUUUCAUGCCUUUGGUGUUACACCAACAACACGUGUAUUGAUUACCCUGUAAGAAGCAUUCUUCCACCAUCUUCAUUAUGUUCUCUCUCAAAUGCUCGAUGGGGAGUUUGCUGGAUAAACUUUGAGGCUUUAAUUAUUGCCAUAGCUGUGGUAGCUGGGCUCAUUCUGGUGUCCGUAGCAGUCUGUUGCUGUUACUGCUGUUACUGCAGAAGGCGUUCCAGGAGUGGACCAGAUGAAGAAGAAGAACAGCUAGGUAGAAAGAGAGAGGAACGAAGAUUACAGUCUCUUCAGAGGAAACAUGAAAGAAAACUGAAGCAUGAUGAAAUACGCAAGAAGUAUGGUCUUCUCCAGGAUUCUGAUAAUCCAUACAGCAGAUUUGAGAAUGAAUAAAGCUGAGCACCUUCCACUAGAGCUGUACCUCCAGAAGAGCUGUACCUCCAGAAUGCCGGAAGAUAAUUUGUUUUCUUUUGCCUUUUGGGCUUUCUUUUGCUUUUUUUUCCCCCAGAAAAUGUCAUUUGGUUUUCUUUUUUUUUUUUUUUGUUUUGUUUUGGGUUUGUUUCCCGGUUGUAAAACCAGGGUUGGAUAAAGACUUCAUGAAAUACAUGUUUCUGUCUUCUAUCUAUGUAGAACUAAUAUUUUUAUAAAUGCUUUGGUUGUUGAAAUGUUGGCUGAUUAUUUUUUUUUUCCUUUAUGGUGAUGUUUAAGUGUGAAAUACUAUUUUUCCUCCUCUUAAAACUAUAUUUUAUUACUUGAUGUAGAUAGCUGAUAGGCACAAUCACAUGCUUGCAUUCAGUCUUAACUGCCACUUAAAACACUUGUUGCCAUGUUCCUAAUAUUUCCCUACUGUAUCUUUUAUUUUUAUGAAAAAAGGCAAUAUGGAAGCACAGCUUCACGCAGCAGAAAUAGCUGUUGUUGAUAUUGAUGAGAAAAUAUACCAGGCACAUUCUUCUGUGCUACCAUAAUGUGAGAAUGCGAUGGAGGUUUUUUUCCCCCUCUGGAAAAAGUUCUUCAAGAGUGUAAUGUCUAAGGGUUGAGAGAGGGGAGCAUAUUUGUCUCUGAAUUUUUCAAAUUCAGUUGUAGAAAUACUAAUACAUAAUGAUGUGAAAAAGAAAUUCCUGUAGUUAGCAAAAUUGGAAGAAGGUCACUCUUGAAAUAAGCAUAGUUAUGUGUGCCUGAAUUCAAGCAGAAGCAUCAGUCUGUGUGAACACUUUCUUUCUUCAGUAAGCUUAAUAUAUAAUUAACCAAAAAAAAUGUUGCCAGAUUCUGCAUUUAACCAGGGUUAACCCUGGCCACCCUGGCUGAGCACCACCCAGCUGCUUGCUCCCUCCCUCCACUGGGAUGAGGGAGAGAAUGGGAACAGUGAAAGUGAGAAAACUCUUGGACUGAGGUAAAGACAGUUUAAUAAGGGAAGAAAAGGAUAGGAGGAACAAGGCAGUCACCACCUUCCAGAUGUAGGCCUCUGCCUCCCCUGCCAUCAAUUUUUGUUGCUGAGCAAGAUGAUCUGUAGCCUGGAAUCUGUCUUUGGUCAGUUCUGGCCAUCUGUCCCAGCUGUGUCCCCUCCCAGCUCAUUGCCUACUUGCUGGAGCAGGCACAGUAGGAACAAUGAAACAUCGAUGCUGUGCAAGCACUGCUCAGCAAAAGCCAAAGCAUUGGUGUGUUAUCUGCACUAUUCUAGCCACAUAUCCAAAGCAAAGCAGCGUACAGGCUGCUAUGCAGAAAGUUACCUCCAUCCCACCCAGACCCAGUACAGUAGGAAAGCAGUAUUUUUGUAACCUUUCAUUUUUUUUGAUAUUUCCGUAAUGUGAUUUAUUUCCUGUCUUUCUUUUCAUAGAGAUGGUUAAUUGAGCCAUGUUAGUAGCUUACCAGUAUGACACAACAAGCAAAGAGCUUUUCUCCAUCUUCAGUGCAAGUUCCCAUUUAUUCUGUACACUUUAAAUAACCUUCCUUGCUGUAUAUUAUCCAUUGAAAAAAUGUACAAUAUUGAAGAUGUUAAUGUUAUUUUUAUCAACAUUCCUAAAAUAAAUAUUUAACAUGUUAA